AUGGCACCUCGUCAACCAAAGCCAAACGUCCAAAAGGUUGGGCGGCAACCCUCGGCGCCAAAAGAUCACGGAAAGAGACCUCAAGGUGUCGAGAAAGGACGAUCACAACUACCUUCUCGCAAGAGUGCGCGCUUAGAAAAUUUAGAACGUCGCCAGAAACGAACCAUACCUGAGGACACAAAUACCGAAAUAAAACAUCGAGCUUUGUUUCCAAACAAAGUAGAGAAUCCAUCGGAAUUAUUAACAGCUGAGAAUCGAAAACGACUACGAGAAUCCGAAGGUCCAUUAAGCGGCGUUCAAUCCAAGCCGGUUCGGAAGCGACCGCGAACAUCAGCUUCAAGUUCGGUUAUCGGGAAUAAAUCUAGUCAAGAGGCGGCCUGCAACGUCACCAGGUACAGCAUCAAUCCAAUUGAUCAUUGGAGACGAGAAAGCUGCUGGCCCGAGGAAUAUUUCAAACAAGACGAUCACGCUAGGAAAGAUAUCAGCAAAGCUUUUGAAGAAAGGUGGCGCGAGGGAUAUCGGGUACCGGAGGCGAACAUGAAUCAUCUACUUGCAAGGCAGAAAUCAUCAUCUUCACUUCGCAAACAAUCGGAAGCCAGCUCUGCCGCGCCCAGCUCUAGCGAUCAGAAGCCGAGAGAAGCUAAAAGUGCCACUUACGCCCGUCCCAGCUAUGAGGCUGUACUUGCAUCCAAGGGUAGCUUUAUGGGCAAGUUCGACUUGGGCAUCACAAAUGCAAAUAAGGGUCUCUGUCGAACUCUACUUGAGGCCGAGCAAUCAGUCCCUCGAGAUACACUGUUUCGUGACGACCUGUUUGAGGAAACAUGCGAGAGCGUGCGUGCAAGAAACGAAGCUAUGGUUGUUCGAGACAUUUCCCCACUGAUAUGUCCAUCCGCUCAAGUCCUAAGAGUCUAUGGUGCAAAACAUCUCAAGCCCUUAAAUGAAAGUGUCAAUGAAGGCUGGAAUAGUGCCAUACCUUUUUACGGUCCUCGUCCACAACCUGAUUAUUCGGUGGGGUUUGGACGAUCUGCAUUCUCUGACGAUCAAAUCAAAAAGCUUACGCCUUUCGUGGGCGAGGUCACGGAUACUUUUGCCUCCUAUUUCAUGGCCACUUGGCAGAUGUAUUUUCCAUUUCUAACCUGCGAAGUAAAAUGCGGUGCCGCGGCACUCGAUGUAGCAGACCGGCAGAAUGCUCAUAGCAUGACAAUUGCGGUGAGAAGUAUUGUGGAACUCUUCAGGCUAGUAAAGCGCGAAAAGGAGCUUCAUCAGGAAAUUCUCGCCUUCUCAAUCUCGCACGAUCACAGCUCAGUGAGAAUCUACGCCCACUUCCCUAUAAUUGAUGGAAAGCAAACCACCUUCUACCGCCAUCCGAUUCAUAAAUUUGAUUUUACAGCACUAGAUGGCAAGGAGAAGUGGACGGCAUAUAGGUUCACUAAGAAUGUCUACGAGACAUGGGUUCCAGGUCACUUUAAAAGAAUCUGUUCAGUUAUUGAUGAGUUGCCCCCUGAUUUGAAUUUUGAGGUCUUGGAGCAAUCGGAGCUAGGGGAAUCUGGACUUUCACAAGGGUUGGAAAGCCAUAAUCUAUCUCGCCAAUCAAGCCAUGAUGCUGCGUCUCUGAUAGAGACAGCUGACAGUCAGUCAAGCCGUAACCCUUCGCGAGACAUUACCCCAGAUACGUCCCUAUCUCAGGGGAUUGAACGAGCCUUCAAAAAGCCAAAGAAAAGGGGUCGGGCAGUGGAAUUACAUCAUUGUUGA
Molecule: messenger RNA, 1752 nt
Organism: Pseudogymnoascus destructans
Lineage: Eukaryota; Fungi; Ascomycota; Leotiomycetes; Thelebolales; Thelebolaceae
Exons: 3
Coding region: 1-1752 (583 amino acids)
Source: RefSeq, a predicted model, not a curated record